AUGAAACUAUCUGAUCGUUCAUUCCACUUACCGGGUCCGUUCGAUGGCAUAAUCGGUGCUGAAUAUUUCCUGCAACUUUUAAAACAGGGUAAAAUAAAGGUUCCCAAUCAAAAUGCCAUUUUACAAAACACCGUUUUCGGGUGGAUUGUGGCUGGUAAAAUUACAUUGCCAGAAACAACUAUUCAAAUGUCUUGUCAUUUACUCUCAACGUCCUUAAACGAACAGUUAGAAAAAUUCUGGACAAUCGAAAACUGUCUAGAAAGAAAAAUUCUCUCACUUGGAGAAAGAGAAUGUGAAAAUCAUUAUAAAAAAUACUACGCGAGGUGUAGAAAUUGGAAAAUACUGCGACCAGAAAUCAAGGAAGCUUAUAUUGAAAAUAUGAAGUCAUACUUGACAAACGGUAAUAUGUCUGAAUCAAAAUUAGCUUGUAUUCGGGAAGAGUAUUACUUGCCACAUCAUGUGGUGAUAAAAAAUUCUAGUUUAACGACGCAAUUACGUGUGGUGUUUGACGGCUCAUCAAAAUCAGUGACAGGACUGUCACUGAACGACGCCCUCAUGGUAGGUCUCAGUAUGCAAGAAAACCUCUUUUCUUUACUCGUUCGCUUUCGCUCAAUACUUAUUGUUUGA
Belonocnema kinseyi is the source of this 627-nucleotide messenger RNA. RefSeq lists its product as uncharacterized. Bases 1 to 627 code for a protein of 208 amino acids. Lineage: Eukaryota; Metazoa; Arthropoda; Insecta; Hymenoptera; Cynipidae. The record is from RefSeq and is a predicted model, not a curated record. The transcript has a single exon.